Molecule: messenger RNA, 2388 nt
Organism: Anguilla anguilla (European eel)
Lineage: Eukaryota; Metazoa; Chordata; Actinopteri; Anguilliformes; Anguillidae
Gene: nubp2
Product: nucleotide binding protein 2 (MinD homolog, E. coli)
Exons: 7
Coding region: 416-1228 (270 amino acids)
Biological process (GO): iron-sulfur cluster assembly
Cellular component (GO): cytosol
Molecular function (GO): ATP-dependent FeS chaperone activity; ATP binding; 4 iron, 4 sulfur cluster binding
Source: RefSeq, a predicted model, not a curated record
UUGUCGGACAUAUUGCCUCUACCAAAUCACGUGCAUCUAGAAAUACAAUGUGGUUGUGCUGUUGAGAGAUCGGUUAAAAUGAUGCUUAUUAGCGAAGUGUGGUUGUAUGCAAACUAGGGGCACCCGCUUUCUAAAUUAGAGUAAAAUACAGCAUAGCCUCAUACAAUUAAAAUAAUAGCAAAAGGAUACGACAUCCUUUGGAAAAAAAACAAUCGUCACUUGAAAUAAUUGGAGGGCGCAUGCGCAUGUGUGGUGAGACUGGCCAAGUUGGUUGGUCUUUUCCAAGGGGGGCUGGACAUUGAACAUGGCUCGCACUCAUUUCAUUGGACAGCUUGUCCUCACAAUUACAGAGACGAAACCCCGUUUGGUCCAACUUCAGCUUGCUAACAAUUUAAUGUUAGCUUAGUUUACAUACAUGGAUCUAAGUGAUGCAGACCAGGGGAGCCUGGCGGAGGUCAAGCAUGUAAUAUUGGUGCUGUCAGGGAAAGGAGGGGUGGGAAAGAGCACCAUGACAACAGAGAUAGCCCUGGCACUUCGGCAUGCAGGAAAAAAGGUGGGCAUACUGGACGUGGACCUGUGUGGCCCCAGUAUCCCCCGCAUGCUGUGUGUGGGUCGGCCGGAGGUGCACCAGUGUGACUCCGGCUGGGUGCCCGUCUACGUAGACUCCAGCAAGACCCUGGCCCUCAUGUCCAUUGGCUUCCUUCUGGAGAACCCUGAUGAUGCUGUGGUCUGGAGGGGCCCCAAGAAAACAGCUCUAAUUGGCCAGUUUGUGUCGGACGUGGCAUGGGGUGAACUGGACUACCUCCUGGUGGACACACCCCCAGGAACAUCGGACGAGCACCUGUCGGUCGUGGAGAACCUGCGCAAGCACAAGCUGGACGGAGCCAUCCUGGUCACUACUCCACAAGCUGUUUCCACUGGCGACGUGAGGCGGGAGAUCACAUUCUGCAAGAAGAUCGGCCUGCGCAUCCUCGGGCUAGUGGAGAAUAUGAGCGGCUUUGUGUGCCCUCACUGCUCGGAGUGCAGUAAUAUAUUCUCCAAAGGCGGAGGAGAGGACCUAGCAAAGCUGACAGGAUCGCCAUUUUUAGGCUGCGUGCCCCUGGAUCCACAGCUCAGCAGCAGCGUAGAGAAUGGUAAAGAUUUCAUUCAAGCUUUCCCAGAGAGCGCCACCUUCGCAGCCAUCAACAACAUUGUACAAGCCGUCAUGACCAGCUUAGAAGCUUCCUGAGUAUAUGUGUGUACAUGCCCUGUUCCUCCACAAGCGCUCUUCCCCAUAAAAUCACAUUGAAUUUAAAUUCUGUGUAUAUUGGGUUGGCUCCACUGAGAGUUUAAGGUCAUGCUAGUUCGUGGGAGGCUGCCUCAAAAGACCAAGACCCAUUUUGUGGGAAAAAGUCUUGACAAGGCCAAGUUAACCUAUAUUGCAGUCACUUAUUGUUCUUUUUAUCUACCAAUUAAUACAGCAAAUCAAAGUGUCUCAAGGUUGAUUUUUUUAAAUGUAUGUGUAUUAAUGUAUGAAUAAAUCAAAAUCCGAUCCAGCAUUGCAUCUGGGGACUGUGACUAUUCCAUUAGGUCUUUGUGUAUUUAAUUAGGUAUUUGUGCAUUUAAUGCUGUUACUUUAAGUGAGUCGAUAACUUGUGGUGAAACUGUGGGUUUGAGAGCUGCGUGGCGUUAUGUAACAAGUACUGAAUGUGAUGACUCUUUUUACAACAAUGUAGUAAAAUUGAGGUCUUGUUAUGGUAGAGCAUCCUAGUGAUUCAAGAACAUUCUUCAGCUGCUUCCUCUAGUCACUGCAAAAAAUAGACUUAGAAUUGUAUUUGCACCAUGUAUUUAAAUACACCAGGGCUGAGUUGGGGUAGGAGGGCCAUAUCAGUUUCUGGAUUUCAUACCAGUUCCUGCUUUUGACUAUGAAGCUAGCUCAGUCAUUUUCGAGAGCUACCUAUAUUUGAUAAGUUCAUGAAUGAUGGCUGCAGACUGUCCUUGUGUCUCUACAUAAAGCAUGUAUCUAGGAUCUUUAUCCAGUGCUUUUCAACCCAGGACCUGGAGCACCCUGCUCUGUGUGGUGCUUUUGUUCAAACAUUGUGGGUUCUACUGUACCAGCAGCUGUUUUUGGAGACUUUAAUGUUUGACAGGUUCAUUUUAGUGAGUCCUGAACUCUAAAAUCUGUGAAGAAAAAAUGACUGCUUUUAAAUUUAGUCCAAGUUGAGGACAAAUGUUGACUGAAUCCCAGCCUCUGUGAGAAACAGAUAUUCAUGUUACAAAGAAUGAAUAUUCCAUUCAACUAAUGCAUUCAUGUUCUGUAAUGCGUUGUGGCAAGUUAACCUUUUGUUAGAUGCUACAUUUUGUAUUGAUGAAUUCACUGAUAAACCUACACCUGGAAGCAGCAAAGUU